Messenger RNA from Dentiscutata heterogama, 576 nucleotides. The record is from the annotation of a GenBank genome assembly. Lineage: Eukaryota; Fungi; Glomeromycota; Glomeromycetes; Diversisporales; Gigasporaceae.
AAUGGUUCUAACGGCGAACGCGAAGGUUUCCAUUUCAAUCACAACUCUGAAUUCGAUCAGAAUGGUUCUAACGGCGAACGCGAAGGUUUCCAUUUCAAUCACAACUCUGAAUUCGAUCAGAAUGGUUCUAACGGCGAACGCGAAGGUUUCCAUUUCAAUCACAACUCUGAAUUCGAUCAGAAUGGUUCUAACGGCGAACGCGAAGGUUUCCAUUUCAAUCACAACUCUGAAUUCGAUCAGAAUGGUUCUAACGGCGAACGCGAAGGUUUCCAUUUCAAUCACAACUCUGAAUUCAACCAAAGAGAUUUUAAUGACCAAAAUGGUUCAUAUUUAGGUCAAGGUGGUCCUAAUCUAGACGGAUCAACUUUCAUUGACGAAGCAACCGUUUCAUCAACAUCGUCAAGAAGUUCUUUAUAUCCUUUACAUCAACACGUGGAUGGUUUAAAAGUUAAUAGUUCCGUCAAAGGUGGAAAAUUCGGUUUGCCAUCAUGCCCUCUUUGGAUGGGAAGUCCAUAUAAAGUGGAGAGACACCUGAAUACUACAAAACACAAGAAUGGCAAAUGUUCAAGAAAUUAA